AAACACUAACAACUAUUACCUGUUAAAAUAAAAAACUAAAUUUUGUAAAUUUUAAGAGGAAAACCAUUGUGAAAAUUUUCUUAGGCUUUAGCAGUGUAAAUUCCUUUUAAGCACGGGUUGUAGUAAAGAUUUAUUUAAAUGCACUGCAUAAUAACUGGAAUAUAGGUUAGAGAUUAUAAUUUCUUAUUCAUUUAUGAACAAUGCAUUCCACUGCUGUGAUUUAAAUGAAAGCUGUUUCACUUUUACUAAUUUACAUUUAAUAUUCUUCGAUUAAAAUUAAGGAUGGGCUUGGAAUCCGAGCCUAUUUCUUUGUGGAAAAAUGACUUGUACCGUAUGCAAUUAGAUGCACCUGUGCCAAUUCCAAUAAUUUGCAACGAAGCUCCACCUGAUUUGCCAAAUUAUUUUGGUAGAGAUUACCAUGGAAAUAUUUCUCAUAUUGAAGCAAAUAACUUGUUAAGUUGUCGACCUAAUGGGGCUUACCUUGUUAGAAAAAGUAAGAGUGCUAAUGGGGAAUUUCACACAUUAUCACUCAAAUUCAAUGAUAAAAUUCAUCACUAUAAAUUGUUCUAUGAUAAAUCAGGAAUUUAUGUGAGAGAGAAGCGCUAUGAUUGUGUUCGAUCUUUAGUAGCUGACGGCUUGGUAACAAUGUAUCUUGAACUUAAAGCACCUUCAUUUCUUCAAAAACUACCCUCUGCCAAUUAUCAUGAAAGUCCAUAUAUGACACUCAACAAAAAAAAAUUACAAACACUUACUAGAGAAAGGUCUAAGCUGAUAAGGAAUAAUUCAUUUUUAAAUGCGAUUUCUAAUAUAGAAAACCAGCAACUUACAACUAAUGGAGAGAAAUAUGAAAAAAAUCAUGUAUUUAAAAUAACAACUUUUAAGGGGCUUAACUGGUGUGAAAUGUGUGGAAAUUUUUUAUGGGGCUUCACUGCCCAAGGUGUCAAAUGUGAUGACUGUGGAAUUAUAGCUCAUGGGAGAUGUUCAGAAAAGUUUCCUAAUGACUGCAUCCCAGAUAUAAAAUAUCUUAGGGGAGUUUUUGGAAUUGAAUUAACUACACUUUUAACUGCCCACAAUGCCAAACUGCCUUUUGUAGUAACAAAAUGCGUUUCUGAAGUUGAAGCUAGAGGUUUAACAGUGGAAGGAAUCUAUCGUUUGAGUGGCUUUGCAGAAGAAAUUGAGGCAAUUAAACUAGGUUUUGACACCGAUGGAGAAAAGGCAGAUUUAAGUCAGGACAAGUAUCCAAACGUAAACGUCAUUACUGGAGCUCUGAAGUUGUACUUGCGACUGUUACCAAUUCCACUUAUAACAUUUUUGGUUCAUCCCAUGUUAAUAGACGCAAUGCAGCAAAAGAGUUUUGAAAAAAGACUGUCUUCAGUUAAGCAGGCCCUUCUCUCAUUGCCUAAACCACACUACUGUACGCUACAUUUCAUGAUGGACCAUCUUAAUCGGGUUUCAUUACAUGCGGCGAUCAAUAAGAUGAAUCCCCACAAUUUAGCAACAGUUUUUGCUCCAACUCUGAUCGGUCCCCCUGAAUCCGGUUCUUUAAUGCUGCCUGACAUGACCACAGACAUUCUGCUAAUUGAGACACUUAUACUGCACUGCGAAAAAAUCUUUGGAACAAUUUCAAUAGCUGCCCUUUAAUAUUACAAUAAUAAAUUGAAGAUUAUUAUAUAUAUA
Agrilus planipennis (emerald ash borer) is the source of this 1677-nucleotide messenger RNA. It is a transcript of the gene RhoGAP5A, whose product is annotated as beta-chimaerin. Gene Ontology annotation, biological process: regulation of GTPase activity; signal transduction. Lineage: Eukaryota; Metazoa; Arthropoda; Insecta; Coleoptera; Buprestidae. Gene Ontology annotation, molecular function: GTPase activator activity. The record is from RefSeq and is a predicted model, not a curated record. The transcript is spliced from 8 exons. The coding region runs from base 283 to 1641 and encodes 452 amino acids.